AUGGCCGACAUGUUCCAUAUACGCGCACCAUCAAACCUCCCGAGCCUGGUGAAGUCGGCAUUUUCCAAGGCAAAGGCCAGUGGCGAUUUGACGUACUACCCCACACGGGUUGCGCUCUUGGAACUGAGCUCGAUACCCUUCCAACUGCGCUUCUCCCCAUCCCUGGCCUCCAAGCCAAAGGCACCCAAGCCCAAGGAGCCUGGUGCCAAGCCCUUCAACCCCUUCGAGAACCCCCUUCCGUCUAUGACGGUCUCGGAGUUGCCCCCUUCCCACGCUUUAGUUCUGAACAAGUUCGCAAUAGUACCGGAACACUUUAUCCUCAUCACUAAGUCGGCAAAGCCGCAGACCCACGUGCUAGAGCAGGACGACAUCGCAGCGACGUAUGCCUGCAUCAAGGCGUACCGCGAUAACGGGAAAGAGUUAUUCGCAUUUUUCAACUCUGGCCCGCACUCAGGCGCCAGUCAGCCCCAUAGACAUCUUCAACUCCUGCCUGUCGACGAGAUGAGAGCUGGGCUUGAAGACAUCAAGGGGGAGCCGCAAUGGGGCAUUCUUGCAGAGGAGGUUCAGAGGCGGACGAGCGACCUGCCUUUUGCUGUCCUCACUGAAACUAUAGCUCCAGAAAUGGCACCUGAGGAACUUCACAGAAAGUACUUGAGUCUGUAUAGGCGGGCCGUGAAUCUGGUACUCCCGAAUAGCGACGCACCUGCGGAAGGUGAGGCAAAGAUCAGCUAUAACAUGGCCAUGACGAGCACGACGUUGGCUGUAUGCCCUAGGCGUGCCGAGGGGGCCUCGAUACAAAGCAAGACUGGGGAUGAUGCCGGUUUCGUGGCUCUCAAUGGAACGCUACUUGCCGGUACUGCCUUGGUAAAGAAUGAGUCGGAGUGGGAUGCCCUCAGAGAAAGUCCGGAGAAGCUACUCGGCGUGCUCAACCAGAUCGGCAUUCCAUCUCAUGAUACGAUCAAUGGCAACUUGUGA
Messenger RNA from Neoarthrinium moseri, 975 nucleotides. RefSeq lists its product as uncharacterized. The transcript has 2 exons. NCBI's taxonomy places the organism in Eukaryota, Fungi, Ascomycota, Sordariomycetes, Amphisphaeriales, Apiosporaceae. Gene Ontology annotation, molecular function: ATP:ADP adenylyltransferase activity; ATP binding. Bases 1 to 975 code for a protein of 324 amino acids. Gene Ontology annotation, biological process: nucleotide metabolic process. The record is from RefSeq and is a predicted model, not a curated record.